Messenger RNA from Clupea harengus (Atlantic herring), 1776 nucleotides. It is a transcript of the gene mgme1, whose product is annotated as mitochondrial genome maintenance exonuclease 1. Gene Ontology annotation, molecular function: single-stranded DNA exodeoxyribonuclease activity. Gene Ontology annotation, cellular component: mitochondrion. Gene Ontology annotation, biological process: mitochondrial DNA replication. NCBI's taxonomy places the organism in Eukaryota, Metazoa, Chordata, Actinopteri, Clupeiformes, Clupeidae. The record is from RefSeq and is a predicted model, not a curated record.
ACAGGCAACUAAAUAUUAGAAAUAACAUUUGUUUUUGCAAAUGGGUUUUUUAAUAAUUAUUCAUCCAUUAAUACGGUUUUUAUUGGGCAGCUGUUCAAUGUUUUUCCAGAAAAGUUGGAAUCAGGCUUUGAACAAUUUAAUCACACCCACAAAUCUUUAUUUUUCAGCCAACAUUAUGUCCUACGUCUUUGAGAGCUCUGUAGGGAACGCAUUGCAUAUGAGGAAGUGAAUUGCCGGAUCUAUUUUAGUGAAACACAUAUGAAAAGCAUGGCGGUGUUCAGAUAAGUUUUGUGUCCAUACGGAAGAGCUUUAAGAAUGAUAUUGUGGACGCAGUAGUUUAGGGUCAUGUUUUAUUAGCGCACAUUCUCAGCAUGCCCCGAGAUUACGUGAGCUUGUGAUACUUACAAGAACAACCACGGUGUACUUUAUCUGUAGUGGUUGAUUCACUAUGACGUUUGGAAUGUUGGUUUCUCAUACAAAAUCCAGGAGAUUUGUUUAUCGUUUGUUACAAUACUGCAACACCAUUUCCGUUGGUAAAUGUUUCUCAACGUCUUGUGCAUGGACUUCUCGAAAAAAGCCGAGUCAAUAUGGAACAGUGGAUACAGAGCGCUACUCUUCCCUCGUUAAGGCAGUUGUGUCCUCAAGAGUUAGCUACCAAACUCCUGACUCCCUUGAGGAGGAGGACAACACACUGUACGGGCCAAUUGUAAGAUCAAAAUCAUCUUCAAACAAACUUACGCCUGUUGUGCCGAAAAACUUUCACCCCCUUAUAAAGGAAGAAAAAACAAUGCUUUCUGAGGAAUGCGACCCAGGGAAGCCUGUCCGCCUGUCUCUUCCAAGAGGGUCGGAAAGAUCUGAUAUGCCUAGUGUUACUCGUAUUCUCCAACAAACCAUGUCCCCACAACAAUUGUUUUACCUGGAGAGAUGGAAAAGGAAGAUGAUGGCCGAGCUGGGAGAGGAAGGCUUCAAGGCAUACAGCGCAAACCUUUUCAAGCAGGGGAAAUUAUUUCAUGCUGUACUUGAGGAUGCACUUGCUCCUUCGGAGACCUCUAAUGAAGAAACUGAAUACAGUGAAGACACAGCUGGAUAUGUUGAAAGUAUCCAACACGUUCUCGAUGAUAUCAGUGAAGUCAGAGCCAUUGAGAGUGCAGUACAACACCAGGUUUUGAAAUAUGUGGGCAUAGUAGAUUGUGUGGCUAAGUACAGAGGGACACUGUGUGCAAUUGACUGGAAGACUUCAGAAAAAUCGAAGCCUUUUCUACACAACACAUAUGACAAUCCCAUCCAGGUUGCUGCAUAUGCUGGGGCCUUAAACAGUGAUGACAACUACAGUUACCAGAUAAAGAAUGGUCUGAUUGUGGUGGCCUACAAGGAUGGCUCACCCGCUCACCCCCACUUUCUUGACUUUGGAAAGGUUACACAGUAUUGGGAAAAAUGGCUGCUCCGACUUGAAAUUUACAUGGAGAAGAAGUAAAUAGCUUCCUCUACCUCAAAUGCACCUGUAUUCAUAAAUACCUGUGCUAUGGUAUGUACAUAAUGUAACUUUAGGUCUAUGGUUUUUAGUUAUUUUUCUAAAAAGUUAGUGUUCCAAGAUGAUACUAAUAUGUCCUCCCAGUAGUGUCAAUGGACAUGGAAUUGGUGAUAUAAUUAACAAGUAAUACCAUCAGAAAGUUCCAAAAAGUGAUCUUUAGGUGAGUCAAACAUGGCUAUGUAAUAUUGUUGGAGAAAACAGUAUGUUCAUUUUAUUUAUCAUACAAAUAAAGAACAUGGUACACA